Molecule: messenger RNA, 954 nt
Organism: Nematocida minor
Lineage: Eukaryota; Fungi; Microsporidia
Exons: 1
Coding region: 1-954 (317 amino acids)
Source: RefSeq, a predicted model, not a curated record
AUGAGCAAUGUCGAAGAGACUGUGUUUAAUCAGUCUUCAACUAUUUUGGAGUCUUCUUCUCGUUCGCUGCAGGAUGUCUCUUGGCUAGGGAGCAUACAGCAGCCAGAAACAAAAGAGCCUGAAAAGCCUCUAUAUCUCCCCGAGUGGACGGACAGCGGUGCUGCAGUCAUUCACGAAAAUGUUGUUAAAAUCCAAGUAGAUGGCGCAUACCACGUAUUUCCGAUAGAAAAGUACCCGGUGGACAGGAAAGAGACCAGGCACAUAGAAGAAAGAAUUAAAAAAGCGCAGAAUGCAAAUAAAGUUUGCAAAAAAGAGAGCACAGAGGAGGUAGCUCAAAAGAGUAUAAUAUUUGACUCAAGCACUUUGGAAGUUAUAGAUCAGUCCAGCUUGUAUGACUGUUCUACGGGGGUAGAGAAUGGUGGCUUGAUUGGCACUGAUAAAAGAGCCGAUUCAUUGAAAAAAGCGAGUAUGGAUGAGAAUAAAGCACUCAAAGAAAAUCUGUUUUUUCUCUGGGAAAGAGAAAGCUCUGAGCAAAUUAUAGCCCAGAAUAACAUUACAGUGUGUACAAAGGCAGUAAAAAAUAAGCCAAACAAACUUUUAGUAAGGUCAUCAAAAAUUGCAGAUGUUCUUACUGUCAUGUCGCUAAAAUACAAGAUCUCAUUUGUACACCUUACAAAGGAAACAUUAGACACAGCACUUUGCUCACUGGAGAAUAGCAUUCGCAGAAAUGGAAGCGACACAGGGCCUGCUCUAAGGCUUAGAAAAACACAGAAGCCAGAUGAUCUGCUAGAAACAGUGCUUCGGUCGGUGUCCGGAAUUACUGUUGAUGAAAUCUCCAUUUUAAAAAAGAAGUUUGGCUCUCUUGCUGGAAUGUCUCAGAUAGGCUUUUCUGUAGAGGGAGUGCAAAGCCAUACAAUCCUCCAAGUUAGGAACUUAUUCUCCAAAGACAGCUAG